GGCAAUGCGAGUGCGGCUGCGAUCAGCAUGCUGCCUGAUCGUAUUGGCUGCUAAAGCGCGGCCCACCGCUGCGCUGCGCCACUUCCGCUGCGUGCCGUACGGCGAGCGAGCGCCGGCCGGCGGCGCGACUAUCACCUGCGACGGUCGGGUGCCGGGCGCCACCCUUGAGCUGACGCACUGGACAGACAACGAGACGCCGGAUGACCUGUACGCCGACACCUCAACCGAGUGCGCACUACGCCUCGCCCGGAUCAGGCGCGUGGGUGGGACCGCUUACGCCGAUCACGACGACGCGCUCGUCAUCAACAAUCACUUCGAUACCGACGGCGUCCUGAGCGCCUACGCCUGCUUGCACCCGGAGGCGGCCCUGCGGCACGCCAGCCUGCUCGCCGAUGGAGCGGCUGCCGGCGACUUUGGUGAGUGGUCCUCCGAUGCGGGCGUUCGGCUCGAUGCGGCGAUCGAGGCCAUCGGCGGCGCGCACGGGGGCGAUCCCGCCGCUUACGACGCGGCACUCGCCGCGCUGCCUGCGCUGCUCGCCUCGCUCGAGGCUGACAGUGCCGACGCUGCCGACGAGGAGGCUCCGUGGCGGGACGGGUGGGGGGCGGCGCUGGCGGGCUGGCAGGCGCUGGCGAGCGGCGACGCGUCCCUCUCUCGCGCCGGCGCAAUCGCGGUGCUGCGCGAGCCCUCUCCCAAGGAGGAGGCGGAGUCGAGCGAGCCGCUGCCGGGAGCGGGAAAGCGGUCUCCCGGCGAGUGCCCGAGGCUGCCGGCCGUGGCGCUCCGCCGCGGCCUCCCCCCGCUCCUCCGCGCGCCUUUUGGCAUCCGGCGCGUGCUGCGCGCCACGGACGGCGGCGCGCGCGGCUGGCGUUACGAGUACGAGACGCCUGGGCACGGCUGGGUGAAGCGGCUGGUGACGCGUGAGCCGGUGGCGGCGCCCGAGGGCGGCGCGCUGGCCGAGUCUCUCACGGCGCUCGGUGGCGUCGGCACGUGGCGCAAGGGCGGCGGCGGCGGCCUGAUCUCGCUCUGCGCGAGCGAUGGGUGGGUCGACGCGCCGCCCGAUGCCGUGUGCGAGGCGCUGCUUGCGUGCGACGAGGCGGCGCAGGAGUACGUCGUCAGGCCUGGCUCUUGCCCGGCCCAGUGUGGCGCCGUAGAGUCGUGGGUGGAGUCCUAACUCGAUCUCGGUUUGCGGUUGCUGUCUGGACAUUUUUCAUAUUCGCAAAGAAAACAAGAAA
Molecule: messenger RNA, 1229 nt
Organism: Emiliania huxleyi CCMP1516
Lineage: Eukaryota; Haptophyta; Isochrysidales; Noelaerhabdaceae
Exons: 2
Coding region: 5-1168 (387 amino acids)
Source: RefSeq, a predicted model, not a curated record